Molecule: messenger RNA, 1790 nt
Organism: Ipomoea triloba (trilobed morning glory)
Lineage: Eukaryota; Viridiplantae; Streptophyta; Magnoliopsida; Solanales; Convolvulaceae
Product: receptor-like protein 54
Exons: 2
Coding region: 163-1743 (526 amino acids)
Molecular function (GO): protein binding
Source: RefSeq, a predicted model, not a curated record
CAUGCUUCUGCUCUUUUCAAUUUUAUUCACAAUUAUGCAUGCAUUGGGUCAGUGUCCUCCCGAUCAAAAGUCUGUGCUUCUCCAGAUACGAACUCAAAUCACUUACAAUUCUUCGGAAUCCACCAAGUUGGUGCUGUGGGAUGAAGGAGCUGACUGCUGCCGAUGGCCAGGUCUGAGUUGCAAUGCUGCUACUGGAUUUAUUACUACUCUAAAUUGAGGUGGUUAGAUCUUUCCAACAACACUAUUAGUGGAGAAAUUCCUAACUGGAUAUGGGGAAUUGGUAAUGGGCAACUCAUUGGCCUCAAUCUUUCUCACAAUCGUUUGACGCAUAUGAAAGAGCCAAUGGAAUACGGUUCUCUUACUUUCCUUGAUCUAAAUUCUAAUAUGCUAAGUGGACAGAUUCCACGACCACCACCUGAGGCACAGUAUUUAGACUUCUCCAACAACAAUUUCUCCAUGAUUCCUCUUGAUAUUGCUGAUCAAAUCCCAUAUCGCCUUUAUUUCUUUUCCAUUGCAAAAAAUAGAGUAAGUGGAAAGAUCUCAACUUCCUGGUGUCGAGCAGCCUAUCUGGAAGUGCUUGACUUGUCCCACAAUGCUUUGCAUGGCACAAUACCAUCAUGUCUGCUUCAAAAUAACAGCAAUCUCGCUGUAGUGAAUCUUAGAGGAAAUCAUUUAAGUGGUGAGAUAUCACUGAAGUUUCAACAGAGUUGUUCUUUAGACGCAUUGGAUCUUAGUCAAAAUCUCUUAGAAGGGAAAGUUCCUCCCUCCUUGAUCAACUGCACAGAGCUUAGGAUCUUAAAUCUUGGAAACAACAAAAUAAGUGAUACCUUUCCUUGUUGGCUCAAUAAAUUGUCAAAUCUGCAAAUUCUUGUAUUGCAUUCCAAUCAUUUUCAUGGAAGCGUUUCUUGUCCCAUGCUUGGGGUAAACAACAGCUGGCCAAGUUUACAAGUCAUUGACCUAUCUUCCAAUAAUUUCAGUGGACAUAUACCAACUGAUUUAUUCUUGGCAUUAAAAGCUAUUUUGGUUGAGAGGAAUGAAUUAAACUCAAAGGCUGACAACUUGUAUUUCACAUCAUUUCUAGAAGUUUGGAUUUACUAUCAAGAUUCAGUCAUACUGUCUAUAAAAGGACAAAGAUACACUAUAGAGAAGGUUCUAUCUACCUUCACUUCUAUUGAUUUUUCAAGUAAUCAAUUUGAAGGCAGUAUACCAGAGAGUGUUGGAGAGCUUAAACAGCUUUAUCUCCUUAACAUCUCUCACAAUGCCCUAACUGGCAAUAUUCCUCCAUCUCUUCAAAACUUGAAAGCUUUGGAAGCACUAGACCUUUCAUUCAACAACCUAUCAGGAAAUAUCCCGGUGCAACUAGAGAUCCUAACCUUCCUGGAAGUCUUAAACUUGUCAUACAACCAUCUCGUUGGAAGGAUUCCAAGAAGCACUCAAUUGGAUACCUUUGAUGCAAGCUCAUUCAUGGGAAACAAGGGGCUAUGUGGAUUCCAAAUUAAUGUAUCUUGCAUUGGCAUUGAUGAACCAGCAUCCCCAAUACCAGAAUCAGAAGAGAAAGAAUCAACUCACCACGUUGAUAUCUACAUUAGCGCUGCAUUUGGAUUUGCUGCAGGUCUAGGAGGAAUCUUUGUGCCACUUUUGCUAUCCAGCAAAUGGAGAUCAUAUUAUAACAAGAUGAUAGAUGGAAUUCUAUCAAAGAUAUUCUUUCAGAGAGGUCAAGGGAGAAGAAAGAAGUCUCGUUAGCACUUCUUUUCAAUCAACAAUUUUGGUGCUUAUAUUCUUCUCGUGAA